Episyrphus balteatus (marmalade hoverfly) is the source of this 1756-nucleotide messenger RNA. RefSeq names its product inactive hydroxysteroid dehydrogenase-like protein 1. Lineage: Eukaryota; Metazoa; Arthropoda; Insecta; Diptera; Syrphidae. Gene Ontology annotation, cellular component: endoplasmic reticulum. The coding region runs from base 593 to 1597 and encodes 334 amino acids. Gene Ontology annotation, molecular function: oxidoreductase activity. The transcript has 6 exons. The record is from RefSeq and is a predicted model, not a curated record.
CCAUCUCAGACUAUUAGGUUGUUGUACUCUGAUAGCAACUAAUCUUUACUUAAAGCCGUUUCGUCAUUAAUUAAUACGUCACAACUCACAAGCAAAAAUAAAAGACAAACACGCAUAUGUGAGUUAUGUUAUCAGUCCAUGGAGGAGGCAAGAUUCAGUACGGUUGCCGGCCUGAUGCGGUGGUAUGCUAGUAUAAAAUGUAUACUUAUCUGCACUUUAAACACAUGCACAUUCAUACGAUUUGUAUGUAUGUGAAUUUGUUUGGAGUGCGGCAACGUUUGUAACGAUUUUCCUCGAUGCGGCUGCGGAUUUGAAAAUAUUCAACUGGUGGCUUCAGUCGAUGAUCUUUGUUUGCAGAAGGAAGCUAAAAAUUAAUCAACACUUACGGUCGGUUGGUGGUGCUAUAGUACACGCUGCUACUGUAAAUAAACAAAAAUUAAAAAAAAAAUGUUUACUUUGUUAAAGUGCGAUUAGUUGAACUUCAUUAUAAUCUUUCUUAUCAAAGUGUAACGAUUUAUUUUAGUGAUAAGAAACUUUGUAGCGUGUUCGUUUGAAACACAUUUAAAUUUCAAUUUAAAAAAAAAGCAUUAAAAUGAUUGAAAAUCUAUUGAAUAUCCUUCGAAUUGGUAUCCUUUUGGAUUACUGGAAAACAUUUAUAUAUUUUAUUGGUAUUUACGCAUUAUCUAUUUAUUUGUAUGAUAAUUUUAAAUCAGUGAUUUCAAUUAUCAAAUCAAUUUUGGAGCCAUACUUUCAACCGAAUUCUCAAAAGUCGUUGAUUGAAAAAUAUGGAAAAUGGGCGGUAAUUACUGGUUCAACUGAUGGCAUUGGUAAGGAAUAUGCGAAAGAAUUGGCCAAGAGAGGAAUUAAUGUUGUACUCAUAUCGAGGACAGAAAAAAAGUUGAUCGAUGUUGCAAAAGAGAUUGAAUUGGAAUUUAAAGUCAAGACCAAAUGGAUUGUUGCUGAUUUCGCCAAAGGAAAAGAAGUUUAUGAACACAUUCGAAAAGAAUUGGAUGGGAUACCAGUUGGUAUUUUAGUUAAUAAUGUUGGCAAAAUGUACGAUUAUCCAGAUGAGCUAGCAAAGGUGCCUGAAGAUAUUUUAUGGGAUUUAAUUAACAUCAAUGUUGCAGCAUGUACAAUGAUGUGCCGAAUGUUGAUUGAUCAAAUGAAAAAGAACGGAAAAGGUGCCAUUGUUAAUAUAUCAUCCGGAAGUGAGCUACAACCAUUGCCUUAUAUGGCAGUUUAUUCAGCAACAAAGAAAUAUGUUAAAAGUCUUACAUUAGCUUUGCAAGAAGAACUUAACGAAUAUGGAAUCACUGUACAAUGUGUUACACCAUUAUUUUUGGUUACAAAAAUGAAUCAGUAUUCAAAGAAGGUUAUGAGUGGAGGCUUUCUUAUACCAGAUGUUAAGAGUUUUACUCAAUCGGCGGUGUUCACGUUAGGAAGGACUAGUGAAACUACAGGCUAUUGGACCCAUGGUCUUCAGUAUGCCAUUAGUAAAAUUGUACCUGAAUGGAUCCGGAUGAAAAUUGGACACAGAAUUACACAAAGACUUCGAACGGAAUAUUUAAAUUCGCUGGUCGAUAAUAAAACUUCAUAAAGACUGUAGCAAAGAUUUUUAAUGUGCCUAAUUUAUAUAAAAUUACAAGUUUAAUUUUAAUUUUGUGUUAAGGAUGCUUUGUAAAUAACUAUUGUUUUUCAUGUGAUGUACACAUUUUUUGAAAUAUUUUUAAGACUUCUUGUUGAAUUCAAAAAAAUA